Messenger RNA from Tetrahymena thermophila SB210, 2046 nucleotides. RefSeq lists its product as hypothetical. The transcript is spliced from 3 exons. NCBI's taxonomy places the organism in Eukaryota, Ciliophora, Oligohymenophorea, Hymenostomatida, Tetrahymenidae. The record is from RefSeq and is a predicted model, not a curated record.
AUGAGUUCUGUUUCAACAGCAACAACACCUAAGUCUAUUAAAAAUAAAGCUUAGCCACCUAAAAAAGUAGAAAUAGAUAAAAAUUAGAAGUACUUCAUAGAAUUUAGCGAUCUUAAAUAGUUAGAUUAAGAAAAUAUUAUUAAGUUAUUACAACAAAAUAAUGCAAAAUUUGAUAAAAAUAUUUCGUAAAGAGUGUUUGAAACUGUAAUAUAACUUAAAAAUUUUAACAAUUAAGAUCUCACUAACAUAUCCUAAGAAUUAAAAAUUCCAAAAAUACCACCUGAAAUAUCUCCUGAAAAGUUAGAAUAACACAAAAAUCAAAAAUACAAAAAGAAAAUUUAAGUUAAGAAGAAUAUAUUUGGUGAGGAUGUAAAAGAAGAAAAUGUGACUGAUAGAUUAACAAAAUCAACAACAACAAGCAAGAGAUGGAAACUGAAAGGAUUUGAUAAAAUUCAAAUUAGCCAUGAAAAAGAAGUUUAAAAGAAGAAACUCGAAAAGAUCAUAAAUAAUUUUCCUAGUAGUCCUGAUUCAGAUUGUAAUUCACACAAAGAAAAUCAUGGUGGUUUGAAUAGUAGUUAGCACAAAAGAACUGUUAGCUUUAAAAUGCAUGAAGAUUAAAAUAAUAAUAAUAACUACAUAACUUUUAAUGGAAAUGAUUAGCCUUUUGAAGUGUAUGAAACUUUUAAUUAAUUAAGAUAAUCCAUAAUUUUGAAAUAGUAAAAUUAGCUUCCUCGAUAAAGCUUUAACUAAAAUUGUUUAGAAAACUAGGCUAUAAAUAAUAAUUCUAAAUUGGAAUAAUAGCAUUAAGUGCUUAAAUCAAGUCUUAAAUUACAAAAAGUCCCAUAUCCUACAGAUUAAAAAGAAACUAAAAAAAUGAAAGUGCAGUACAACAUCAUCGAUAAUCAAUCAUCAAAAGAUGAAGUUUUUAGGAAAGUAGAGGAUUCCUUUUGUGAUGAAAACAAUAUAUUUGAAUAAAAAUUGUAAGAAUCAUUUCUAAUUAUGAAUCCUGAUAAGUAAGCUGUAAAUACUUCAAUUACUUUAACCUAAAAUGACUAGAAUCUCCCAUAGUUCCAUUAACAGAGCAACAGAAAAAUAAGCUUUAAUUUAAAUUCAUCAGAUGAUGAAAGUGAAAACAUUUAGCCGAAGACCAAUAUCCCAAAGAAAAUAGUGAAAAAUGCAAAGAACAAUUUAAAUGAGUCUUUUAUAUUAAAAGUUUAAAAAGAUAAAGAAAAUAAAUAAAAGAAUUUGAACAAAAAAAUAACUGAAACUAAUUUAAAAAAUAUUUAAUCUAAAGUGUAAAGCUAUAUAAAGGCCUCUCUUUCUCCGAAGAGAACUUAUAACUAAAAUAAAAGCACCAAUAAUAUUCAAGAUCUUAAAAACAAUUUUCUAGAAAACUUAAGGUCAAACAAAGGAGCAACUAAUUCAAAACCUAUCCCAAAGAGCCAAGAUAAAACAAAGAAUUAAUUGAAUAUGUCAUUAAAUAAUAUUAGUAUGAAUUCACCUAAUUUAAGAACAUCUAUUAAUUCAAAAGAAACAGGCAGCGAUUCUAGAUAUAACUCAAUUGAAAGAUCCAUGAAACUGUCAAAAGUCCUUGAUCCUGCUUCUUAAAAGCAAUUCGAAAUUUUAUAAAAGUAUAAUCAAAACUUUAAAAUAAAAAGUGGAUUACAAUUUCACAAAUACUGCUUAGCAGGUUAAGAAAAUAAAGUAGAAAUGAAAAAUAAAGAUAAUAAAAAUUUAUCAAAAUCUUAAAUUUUAUAGAAAUAUUCUGAAAAACAAAAGAAUGAUUUAUAAAAGCCUAAUAUUUAUGAUUGGGAAUUAAAUGAUGAUGAAAUAAGUGAGCUAGAUCAUAACGAAGAAAUUACACCAAAGAAUUUCAAUAAACUUGCUCAAAAGUACCAUAAAUGGUGGUUUGAUCUUGAAGAUUCUUAAAAAAUGCAUUUCUUUUCAAGUGAGGAGCUAAUAAAAUAUUACUCAGAAGUCAAAAAAAUAACUCAAAAAUCUUUGAUAUUUUAUUUAAAGUCAAAAAAAAAUAAAAGAUAAAAUUGA